AUGGCUGUGGUGCAGAUGGAGAAGUCGCUGGAUACGUCGUCAGCGGGCGACAAGAUCCGUGAUGCACUGAAGAAUCACGUGUACAAUGGCAAACCAGUGUCUUACACCGUAUCAACUGCACUGAAUUGUAUCUUGUCGGGGGUGAUUCGGUGGGAACGAAAGGAUAGUAGUGGCUCGCAUUAUUGCUGUGCGAUUUACUAUGAAGCGCAUGCAUUUCUGGAGAUGAUACAGAAGAAAAGUUACAAGGAAUUAGUCGCCGUAGUACAAUAUUUACAGACAUUGGUGCCCAAGAGAAAGCAAUCUCAGCAACAAGAGGAUGAACCGACCAAGUACUUUGUCAUCAUUGAAGGCAUGGAUCGAGCCCUUAUUGAGUUGAAAAAGCGGCAAAAGAAGAAGAAAACGAACGGAACAGCCGCGAUCUCAACGUCUCCGAUGAUCACGUUCGCAGACUUGCAAGAAAUCGCGUUCCAGUUGUUCAUGGAUGUGGGAGCUCAUACAAAAUUCACGUGUGAUCUUGAAGCGACGGCGAACUACGUGGCUUUAUUGACUCGCGAAUUGGUUGUUGCAUCAUCACGAGCAACUGCUCUCGAGGAGCUUCUGGAAUCUGUGCCUCGGUAUAACUCGUUUCGAGUGACACGUAGCGGAGGAACAGCAAGUGCAAGCGCCAACGCGUGGCUGCGUAUGCUUCAAGUGAUCCCUGGUGUGAGUGAGGACAAGGCGCAGUGUCUGUUAGAUCAUUUCCCCACUUUCGACAGUCUCAUGCGUGCGUAUCGUGACCCGAGACUUUCCCGAGCGCAGAAAGAAGAUAUCGUAGCUGACAAACUCCACGAUGCGCGGACUCAAAGAGCUCUGUCGAAAAAGAUCUACUCUGUCUUCUGCGAGGAAGACCCUGACGCUUUGAUUUAG
Phytophthora nicotianae INRA-310 is the source of this 906-nucleotide messenger RNA. RefSeq lists its product as hypothetical. The transcript has a single exon. The record is from RefSeq and is a predicted model, not a curated record. Gene Ontology annotation, cellular component: nucleus; Holliday junction resolvase complex. Bases 1 to 906 code for a protein of 301 amino acids. Lineage: Eukaryota; Oomycota; Peronosporomycetes; Peronosporales; Peronosporaceae. Gene Ontology annotation, biological process: DNA repair.